AUGGCGAUACAAAUAAAGAUUAGAGAACUCGAGCUUGAAUUCCGUUGGUUUGCUUCUAACGAGCUUGAACAAGUUUUAUUUACCGUGUCUCUUAUUUACCGAAGCCAACCAAAUAAUCACACCAAAGGGCCAACUGAAUCCAGGGAUUUUCAAGCCAUAGCUGGUAAAGUUGACCCACUGGAACCUGCAGGUAAUAAUAAAUGGAACCUUUCAUUCCACCUUUCAUUUCAUUUGGGCGAUCGAGUUCCUAAUACUACUCCAGUAGAUAUGUCUAAAUUUGGGUGUUCAAAUUCGUAUUUGCUGAAUUUUGGAAUUACACACAGGACUGAAGUUCAGUUCCGAAAGGAGAAGUCUCAAGUUACUAUUUUUGCAGAGGCCAUUGGGUCAGUUGGGCCUAUGAGUUGCUCUAUAAAUGUGCGUGUUCAACCGUCUCUUGACAGUUAUGCCCACACCAGUUACAAGCCCGAAGACAAACUGCUUGGAGGACUUCUAUCACCAGGCUUCAAUGAAGCCUCUUGCUUAAGCCGGUACCGAUCCAUUCAAUACCGAAAACUUUCCCCCCACAAGCCCUCUCCCUACCUCAUCUCCAAAUUACGAAACUACGAAUCCCUCCACAAACAGUGCGGUCCCCAUACCGAAUCCUACAACGCAACCGUGAACCACCUCCGCCACCACCACCCCCACCACGACAUUUCCAACAACAGUACCUGCAAAUACAUUGUGCAUCUUUUCUAUGGCCACAGCGGCUUUGGAAACAGAAUGCUGAGCCUCGUCUCGAACUUUCUCUUCGCUGUUCUAACAAACAGGUUGUUGCUCGUUGAUCAAGGCGACCACACUGCCCUCCUCUGCGAACCGUUUCCUGACACCACUUGGGCCCUCCCUUUCGACUUCCCGCUCAGAGACCAAUUCGACAGGUUCGAUCCAAAUCACUCACAUUGUUAUGGAAACAUGAUGAGAAAUAAGACAGUAGAGUUGUCAAUGGAUGACUCCCCUCCACCGUUCGUUUACCUGAAUUUGGUUCACGAUUUCAACAAAUAUGACCAGCGCUUUUUCUGUGAUCGAGAUCAGAAUAUUAUGAAGAAGGUGCCGUGGUUGUUAAGUAGAUCGACUCAGUACUAUAUUCCAUCUCUGUUUUUGAUGCCAUCGUUUGAGAAAGAAUUAACAAAAUUGUUUCCGGAGAAAGAAACAGUUUUCCACCACUUAGGUCGGUACCUUGUCCACCCCUCGAAUGAAGUAUGGGGACUGAUUACUAGAUACUAUGAAACUUAUUUGGCUAAAUUUGAUGAGAGAAUCGGAAUCCAAAUCCGGGAUUUCAGCAGCACAGGUCUUCCUUUCCAGAAUUCCAAGGAAUUGGCAUCACUUGAAACAAUUUUCAUGGACCGAAUACUUGACUGCUCUGUGCAGGAAAAUCUGUUGCCAAAAGUGAUAACCAAUACCCUGAAUUCUUCUGCUAUAAAUGCCACAAGAAACACAAAAGCAAAAUCCGUUCUAGUGACAUCGUUGAUUUCCUCGUACUUUGAGAAAUUGAGAAACAUGUACCAGGAUAAUCCAACAAUUACAGGCGAAUCAGUUACCGUUUUCCAACCUAGCCAUGAAGAAUCCCAGCAGAGUUACAACGCCCAACACAAUAUGAAGGCAUUGGCAGAGAUUUACCUUCUUAGCUUAAUGGAUGAGUUGGUCACAAGCCCUUGGUCCACUUUUGGGUAUGUAGCUCAAGGCCUAGGGGGUUUGAGACCGUGGAUUUUGAGCAAUCCCCUGAGGGAAAUGGAUUCUGACUCGCCUUGUCGUCGGGUUACUUCAAUGGAACCUUGUUUUCACUACCCUCCCUCUUAUGAUUGUGAGGCGAAAAUAGAAAUAGAUACCGGUGCAAGGGUUCAGUAUGUGAGGCAUUGUGAAGACAUGAGCCGGGGGAUUAAAUUGUUUGAUGAUCAUGAACUGUAGCUGCACCCAGUGGCGGACCCAGUCACACAGGAAUUCCAUAUACCGAGAUACCUAUUAUUCACAAUCUUAAAAAAUAUUUCUCAGUAUGUAUACCCCUAAAUUAUCGUUCAACCAUUGAAUAUAUUGAUGUCUCAUUUUAUUCCGC
Messenger RNA from Rhododendron vialii, 2086 nucleotides. RefSeq names its product probable fucosyltransferase 8. Gene Ontology annotation, molecular function: galactoside 2-alpha-L-fucosyltransferase activity. Lineage: Eukaryota; Viridiplantae; Streptophyta; Magnoliopsida; Ericales; Ericaceae. The transcript is spliced from 6 exons. Gene Ontology annotation, cellular component: Golgi apparatus; membrane. Gene Ontology annotation, biological process: cell wall biogenesis; xyloglucan biosynthetic process. The coding region runs from base 1 to 1941 and encodes 646 amino acids. The record is from RefSeq and is a predicted model, not a curated record.